This is a messenger RNA of Pongo pygmaeus (Bornean orangutan), 4998 nucleotides long. RefSeq names its product PAF1 component of Paf1/RNA polymerase II complex (gene PAF1). The coding region runs from base 3258 to 4859 and encodes 533 amino acids. Gene Ontology annotation, biological process: transcription elongation by RNA polymerase II. The transcript is spliced from 15 exons. Gene Ontology annotation, cellular component: Cdc73/Paf1 complex. The record is from RefSeq and is a predicted model, not a curated record. NCBI's taxonomy places the organism in Eukaryota, Metazoa, Chordata, Mammalia, Primates, Hominidae. Gene Ontology annotation, molecular function: RNA polymerase II complex binding; chromatin binding.
UCCAAAAUUUUUAAUUUGCAUAUGUAAUACGAGGCGGGGUCCUCCGGUGAGGUCACGUGGCUACGAACCACUGAAGAACUCCCCGGCGCAGGGGUGCGGCUGGAGCUCCAGUGGCGCAAUCGGUUAGCGCGCGGUACUUAUAUGACAGUGCGAGCGGAGCAAUGCCGAGGUUGUGAGUUCGAUCCUCACCUGGAGCACUUUUUUCUCAUCAGUUUUUAUAAACUUAUACAUCUUAUAAACCAACAAAAACAUCUACAUCAGUUAGAUGAAUGAACGUUUCUAUCUUUUGAAUUAUUGGGCUCAAAAGACUCCCAGGGCGUUGGCGACGGUCCUUUGGGUGUUCUGUAUUGUAGGAAGGUGCCGUUUCCGUCCCAGCCACCAGGUGGGGGUAUCGUCUCUUAUUAAUGGAAUUCAGUGCAAAUAGUUUGACUUCUGUAGAGAUGUGGGUCCUUGGCAAACUGCAUAUGACUCUGCCUCCUCCGUAUUUCUCUGUCUUUUUAAUGCCUCCUUUACAGAUGAACAUAUUUAUCUGUCUUGGAGUUUUCAACCUCUGUUGAAAAGGAAAACUAUGUUUUUGAGUCGACUUGUUUUUUCAAUAAAUAUUGAACAUUCACUUAUGUGCCUGGCUUCCUUUAGCUAUGUGUAAUACAGCAGUGAACAAGUAGUCCCUGCCCCUGAGGACGCCACAUUCUAGUGGGGAGGCAGAUUGCUGUCAACAUAAGAAUUAAGUACAUUUUAAUGUUAGGUGGUGAUGAUAAAUGUCAUGGAAAAAGUCGAGCAAGGUAGGAAGGGUGGGGUAGUUGGAGGUGGGGUGUGGAUUGCAACAGCAGUGGUCAGGGAGGAUCUCACAGAGAAGGCAACUUUUGAGCAGAGACCUGAAGGAGGGGAGUGAGCCAUGGGGACUCCAGGGGAGUGUUCAGGCAGAGGGAACAGCUAGUGCAAAGCUCCUAUGGAUGAAGCAGACCAGACUUGGUAGAGCAGCUAGGAGGCCAGUGUGGCUGGUAAGCGAUGGGCACCAGACUGUGUGGGCUGUGGGGAGGACUUAGGACUUUGACUUUUAUGUGAUCUGACUCAGGUCUCAUAACAGGCUUCCUUUGGUUGUCUCGUGGGGGAGUGGGAAAAGGAGAGACUGAAGGCAGGGGCUAGAGCAGAGACUGGGGCUGGGGCUGCUAUGAAGAUGCAAAUGGCAGACGAUGUUGGCUAGGACCAGGGCGGGGGUCAUGGUAGGGGCAGGUGGAUUGUGGAUCUAUUUUGCAGGUGGAUCAGACAGGAUUGCUGUUGGCCUGGGGUGUGGAUUUGAGAGCAAGGUGUCAAGGGAUAUUCCUGGGUGUCUGGCUUAAGCCCUGGUAGAUGGUGAGAGGUGCCGUUUUCUUACAUGAGGGAUUUUUUGGGGAAGGGGCAGAGAAUCAGAUCUGGCUAAAGGAAGGACCAGAGAUGUUGUUCUUUCAGUCUCCAAGGCUCUGUUUCUGCAAAUGUCUCUUCACUGCUUGCUCUUGGUCUCUGCCCCUCUGCUGCCUUUGCAUCUCACGGGUUCUGACUCCCUCUGCUGCCUUUGCAUCUCACGGGUUCUGACUCCCUCUCGCCUGAUCCUCUUCUAUUUAUUAGGGCCUGAGCUCUUUCCCACAAGGGAAGCAGUUUCCUGGAAGAGGAGACCAAAGGUCAGUGAGCAAGGGGAGAGGGCCAAGGAGGCCUGAGAGCAGGAGGGAGGCUUGAGGAGGGUAGAGAGGAGAGGAGGGAAAGGGGCUGUAGAGGGAGAGAGAAGAGGAGGAGGAGGAGGAGGAGGAGUAAGGCUCGGGGGAGGACGGGAAGAGGACAAUGGGGAGUGGGAGGGCAAGGAAAGGGUGGAGAGGGAAGGAAGGACGGGAAAAAGGGAGAGAAGGGAGACGGGAAGGAGGAGAAAGGGGGUAAGAGACAGCAGGAUGGGGACGCUGGAAGUAGGGGGAGAGGAGUAAUGAGGGAGGAGACAAAUUGGAGGGGGGAGAGAAGAACAGAAGGCAAAGGGUGUAGGGCGGGGCAGGAGGUGCAGAGGAGGAAGUGAAAAAGAGGAGGAAGGGUGAGGGUAGGGAAAGGAGAGAAGAGGGAAGUGAGAGGGAGGAGGGAGGAGUGCGGGGCAAGGAGAAAGAAGAGGGGUCGCAGGGGGCGAAGGCUGGGCGGCAGGGCCGAGCCGCAGGCGCUGACGCAGGGCGGCUUCCGGGCGUAGGGCCCCGGGGUUGGUCCCGACACCGCUGGCCUUGUAUGGUCUGAAGACGCGGCUCCCCCGGGGCCCCUCCUAGACGCGCGGCCCCUACCCACACGCCCUGGCCUCGCGGGGCCGACCCUGGUUGGUGUCCGAGGCCUCGGGCUUCCAAGGUUCGGAAAUGCCAAGACCCGGUAAUUCCCGGGCUCCGGGGUCCCGGGUGGCCAGAAAUCUGCAACUCCGAGCCACCAGGGGUCUAGAGUCUAAAGCGCUAGGGGACGCAACCUGAGACUCCGAAAUGUUGAGAUCCUAGCCUCUUGAGACCCUAAAACCCGCUUCCCCAACAUCCAGAAGGUGUCGAAGCCCCCCCGGAACCCCUAGUCCCGAAACGGGUUCCGCUACCCCAGGCUGCCCCGCCCGGGGCCCGCCCCCGCUCGCUCUGGGCGCGCGCCCCAGCACAUUCCGUCCUCCCCACCCGGCCCCUCCCGCCUCCCGCGGCCCCGUGGGGACGGAAACAUCCCGUCCCCGACCGCACCCGCCCGAGAGCUGGGUCAAGGAGCCCGGCAGGACGGGAGCGCGGCGCCCCCAACGCCCGGGAACUGGCUCCCCCGGUUCCCAUCUGGUGACUUCACCUGGUACCACCCUUUCAGGUGAACUGCCAGGCCCGGUGACGUCACUUCCUGCCAGGGUCCAGACUGAGAUAUCUUUUCACCAAUCACAGAAGCACCUCUCUCCCUCGCUCCGCCCUUCACCCAGACGCUCGCCAAUCCGUGUGUGGUUCCGAUCCGGACUUCAUUUCCCCGAAGGCGUCGCGGCCUGAGGAGACCCGUUGGGUCCUCAGCGUCUUGGCGGCAGUUGGUGGAACCGGAGCUUCGAGUCCGUCCCCGGUGCUGCCUGCGCGUUCACCUGAGUCUCGCUGGAGCUCUUCUCGCCCGCCCACCUCAUCUCAACCCACUUUCCGCGGGGAGCGGCACCAAGCUGGGCCUUCCUCGGAUCAGGCGUCCCCUGAAGUCGCCACGCCCCUCUGCGUCCCCCUUCGGUCCCGCUAGGACCCCGUCCGGGCUGCCGUCGCCUCGUCGCUAUGGCGCCCACCAUCCAGACCCAGGCCCAGCGGGAGGAUGGCCACAGGCCCAAUUCCCACCGGACUCUGCCUGAGAGGUCUGGAGUGGUCUGCCGAGUCAAGUACUGCAAUAGCCUCCCUGAUAUCCCCUUCGACCCCAAGUUCAUCACCUACCCGUUCGACCAGAACAGGUUCGUCCAGUACAAAGCCACUUCCUUGGAGAAACAGCACAAACAUGACCUCCUGACUGAGCCAGACCUGGGGGUCACCAUCGAUCUCAUCAAUCCUGACACCUACCGCAUCGACCCCAAUGUUCUUCUAGAUCCAGCUGAUGAGAAACUUUUGGAAGAGGAGAUUCAGGCCCCCACCAGCUCCAAGAGAUCCCAGCAGCACGCGAAGGUGGUGCCAUGGAUGCGAAAGACAGAGUACAUCUCCACUGAGUUCAACCGUUAUGGCAUCUCCAAUGAGAAGCCUGAGGUCAAGAUUGGGGUUUCUGUGAAGCAGCAGUUUACCGAGGAAGAAAUAUACAAAGACAGGGACAGCCAGAUCACAGCCAUUGAGAAGACUUUUGAGGAUGCCCAGAAAUCAAUCUCCCAGCAUUACAGCAAACCCCGAGUCACACCGGUGGAGGUCAUGCCUGUUUUCCCAGACUUUAAGAUGUGGAUCAAUCCAUGUGCUCAGGUGAUCUUUGACUCAGACCCAGCCCCCAAGGACACGAGUGGCGCAGCUGCGUUGGAGAUGAUGUCUCAGGCCAUGAUUAGGGGCAUGAUGGAUGAGGAAGGGAACCAGUUUGUGGCCUAUUUCCUGCCUGUAGAAGAGACGUUGAAGAAACGAAAGCGGGACCAGGAGGAGGAGAUGGACUAUGCACCAGAUGAUGUGUAUGACUACAAAAUUGCUCGGGAGUACAACUGGAAUGUGAAGAACAAAGCUAGCAAGGGCUAUGAGGAAAACUACUUCUUCAUCUUCCGAGAGGGUGACGGGGUUUACUACAACGAGUUGGAAACCAGGGUCCGCCUUAGUAAGCGCCGGGCCAAGGCUGGGGUUCAGUCAGGCACCAACGCCCUGCUUGUGGUCAAACAUCGGGACAUGAAUGAGAAGGAAUUGGAAGCUCAGGAGGCACGGAAGGCCCAGCUAGAAAACCACGAACCGGAGGAGGAAGAAGAAGAGGAGAUGGAGACAGAAGAGAAAGAAGCUGGGGGCUCAGAUGAGGAGCAGGAGAAGGGCAGCAGCAGUGAGAAGGAGGGCAGUGAAGAUGAGCGCUCAGGCAGUGAGAGUGAACGGGAGGAAGGUGACAGGGACGAGGCCAGUGACAAGAGUGGCAGUGGUGAGGACGAGAGCAGCGAGGAUGAGGCCCGGGCUGCCCGUGACAAAGAGGAGAUCUUUGGCAGUGAUGCUGAUUCUGAGGACGAUGCCGACUCUGAUGAUGAGGACAGAGGACAGGCCCAAGGUGGCAGUGACAAUGAUUCGGACAGCGGCAGCAAUGGGGGUGGCCAGCGGAGCCGGAGCCACAGCCGCAGCCGCAGCGCCAGUCCCUUCCCCAGUGGCAGCGAGCACUCGGCCCAGGAGGAUGGCAGUGAAGCUGCAGCUUCUGAUUCCAGUGAAGCUGAUAGUGACAGUGACUGAGUCCCAAGGCAUUCAGGGCUGCUUCAGACACCAUUAUUGUGAGCAGGAAGGCACUUUUCUAGUGGUCUGUUUGUGAGCCUUUCACUUGUUUGUUCCCCACCCCCAAACAUUUGCUGUUAAUAAAGUCAACUUCUCUUUA